Topomyia yanbarensis is the source of this 4392-nucleotide messenger RNA. RefSeq lists its product as uncharacterized. The record is from RefSeq and is a predicted model, not a curated record. The coding region runs from base 1 to 4392 and encodes 1463 amino acids. The transcript has 2 exons. NCBI's taxonomy places the organism in Eukaryota, Metazoa, Arthropoda, Insecta, Diptera, Culicidae.
AUGUCAUCCAGGAAAGCCAAAUCCGGAUCCAGCAAGAAGACGGUCGAUAAGGUCACCCCAGGUGGUGAUGCGGCAGUUGACGGUCACAACGUCCAAGCGACUACGACUGAGCUGCAGAAGGACGAAACGAACGCUAAGGAUUCGGCGAUUAAAGUGUUUGUCCAUCCUCCCCCCAGCGAACAGGUAAAUGAUAAAGUUACCAAUGAAUCCAACCGGCGGGGAGCAAAUCCUAAGGAAAAGGAUACCGCCGAGAAAAAUAAAACGAACGUAGUCAAACGUAAUCCGUUCCGCCGCGUACGAAAGAAUCGGGUCGGUCAUUGUCAAGUGUGUGAUGAGCGUGAUAAUAGUCGAAUGGUUCAGUGUGACGGUUGCAAUGAGUGGUAUCAUUUCUCGUGUGUAGAAGUGUCAGAAGGGAUUGCUGACGUGAGCUGGAUCUGCAUGAACUGCGAACACGCAAAGGAUCUAACCCCUUCCCCUCUGCAUACCCCCAACGUAAGCAGUACCACAUCCACUGUACGGUCAAAGAGCAAGGCAAGCAGCAUCGGAAGUCAGGCCAAACGGAGACAAGCUUUGGAACUACAAUGGUUAGAGGAGGAAAAGGAGUUGGAACGACGAUAUUUAGAACUCAAGUACAAGAUUCUGUUAGAGGGCGGUAGCGACUGCUCGUCGAUUGUUAGUGAACCCCAAUCAGUAUCAAUGUCGAAGGUGAAGAAGUGGAUAGACGACACGGAUGGAUACGGCGAGAAGGUUGACUGCGGAUCUGAAGCCGAGGAACUAGAGAAACGUCCACCGAGGAACUCGACUGCGUCUAUAGAGCACCAUGCUCCAGUUCCAGAUCAGCAGCGUGCGACUCAAGUUAAUAUCCAACUCCGACGACCCCCACAACGUGUUUCCGGCCAACAAGAGACUCGGCCAAUCUUCGGCAGCUCCCAUAUGCGACAAUCAGUCGCUCUCGCACCGGAGGCUGGAUCAUGGGUCGAAGCGAAUGCGUUUGUACCAGGUCAGCGUUCCACCCCCGUUGGACGACCAUCCCUCCCAGCGCAUGGGCUCAGUGACGACACGGCUUGUGUGUUGAAUCGAAGUCAAAUCGCCGCACGCCAGGCAGUUUCGAAGGAUUUGCCGGACUUCAGUGGUAAUCCGGAAGAUUGGCCGCUGUUCUUCUCGAUGUUUAACUCGUCGACUCAGAUGUGCGGAUUCUCCAAUGAGGAAAAUAUGUUACGGUUGCGUAAGUGCUUGAAAGGAAGAGCAUUGGAAGCAGUAAGAUGUCGCCUGCUCCACCCAUCGAACGUUGCGGGAGUCCUUUCAACUCUCAAGAUGCUCUAUGGACGACCGGAAGCAAUCGUGCAGGCGGUUAUCAAGAAGAUACGAUCAUUGCCGUCACCGAGCAUAGAGAAGUUGGAGACAGUGGUGAACUUCGCGCUGACAGUUGAGAAUUUGGUCGCUACCAUUCAAGCGUGUGAGGUUAGUGACUUCGUCUACAAUGCAUCGCUGCGAUACGAGUUAGUAGGGAGGUUGCCACCAACGUUGAAGCUGAGCUGGGCCAGGUUCUCAAGGAACAACCCUACUCCGAACCUAUUGGAUUUCAGUACGUGGCUGUACGAGACAGCAGACGAUGCAAGUGCGGUCGUAGAUACCGUAUUCAGCGAUCAACGGUUUCGCGGUACUAAGCGGGAUGGCUUCUUGAAUGUUCACUCGGAAAUAGACUCUAAGGAUUCGAAAUCAGCCAACUCUCCACAGAAACCAACCAUCGUUGACACCAAGAAGUGCGUGGCGUGCAAAGGGGAUUGUACGAUGCUGGCCAAGUGCAAACAGUUCGUAGACCUAAGCUACGAUUCGAAGUGGGCGACAGUAAGAGCUUACAAACUUUGUCGCAAAUGCCUGCGUAAACACAACGGGUCAUGUAGACAAGAAAAACCAUGCGGAACGAAUGGCUGUACAUAUCUGCACCAUCCUCUGCUUCACGGUUACGGAAACCCUCGAUCUGGUGAAUCUCCUACAGCAGCCGCUGUUUACGAGAAGAGUUGCAACGUGCACCAAGUGCAGUCGGAGAUCUUGUUCAGAGUAGUUCCGGUCAUUGUAUACGGCCCAUCGAAGGCAAUUCGAACCUACGCAUUCCUGGACGACGGCUCAGAACUCACGCUUCUAGAACAGAGUUUAGCAGACGAGCUUGGGUUAAGGGGACCAAAGAAUCCACUGUGCCUGAAGUGGACAGGCGAAACCACCAAGAUCGAAAACAGAUCACAAAACGUUAGUCUUCAAAUCUCCAGUGUAACGAACCCGAUCAAGAGGUAUGAUCUCUCCAGUGUACGAACGAUCAGAAAUUUGCAGAUCCGACCACAGACUCUCCUUACCUCGGAGUUGCAACAGAGAUACCAGCACCUCAUGGGACUACCGAUUGAGUCGUAUAACGAGGCCAAUCCGCGAAUCCUAAUCGGCUUGGAUAAUGCCACUCUCGGAUAUGCAAUGAAGAGUCGCGAAGGACAGUCAAAUGAGCCGAUUGCAAUCAAAACACGGCUCGGCUGGAUUGUUUUCGGCAGUUGUGUGGGAGAGAAGAAUGCUGGGCACUACGUAAACUAUCAUGCGCUACAGAUUUGCCAGUGCAACAGAGAGACCAGUGAAGAUCUUCACGAACUCGUCAAAGGUUAUUUUGCCCUCGACAGCUUGGGCAUAUCUAAGCAAAGUAAACUACUUCUGUCACACGAGGACCAACGAGCACAGUCAAUGCUGGAAUCACUCACUCGGCCCGUAGACAGCCGUUUCGAAUCCGGGCUUCUAUGGAAGUACGAUUCGGUCCGACUUCCGGAUAGUGCAGCGAUGGCACUGCGAAGAUGGCGAUGCCUAGAUAACCGCAUGAAGAAGGAUCCACUUCUGGCGGGAGAAUUGAACGCGAAAAUCCAGGAUCAUAUCAACAAAGGCUACAUUCGCAAGUUGUCCGCGGAAGAGCUGGAAGUAAACCGCCCACGAGUUUGGUACCUUCCGAUAUUUCCAAUCGUCAAUCCGAACAAGCCGGGCAAAACGAGACUCGUAUGGGAUGCAGCUGCCACCGCCUUUGGAGUUUCACUCAACUCAGUUCUGUUAAAAGGCCCAGACCAACUGACAUCUCUUCUAUCUGUUCUGAUCCAGUUCCGGGAAUUUCGGACAGCGGUAUGCGGCGACAUCCGUGAGAUGUACCACCAAGUAAGGAUGCGGGAGGACGACCAGCAUUGCCAACGCUUCUUCUGGAAGGCCUGCGAGACAGAUAUCGACCCUAGCGUCUACGUAGUGCAGGUAAUGACGUUCGGCGCAUGCUGCUCGCCGAGUACGGCACAAUACGUAAAAAAUUACAAUGCAAAGAGAUUCGAACAAGAACACCCAGAAGCAGUUCACGCAAUCGUAAAGCAACACUACGUUGACGAUAUGCUUCUGAGUGUGGAAUCUGAGGAGGAAGCAAUACAAGUGGUUCGAGAAGUACAGACAGUGCACAGAUCAGCAGGCUUCGAAAUGCGGAACUGGAUCUCCAACUCACCCAGAGUUGUGGCAGCUAUGAGCGAAACAGGCUCCGAUGAGAAAAGCCUCAGUAUCGGCGACAAACACGUGUCAGAACGGGUUCUCGGAAUGUGGUGGAACACCUCAACAGACUGCUUCACAUAUAAAAUGUCACCGCGGUACGAGCAGCUACUGAUCAGUGGGCAGCGACGACCGACAAAACGCGAAGUGCUUCGGACGUUAAUGAUGAUAUUCGAUCCCUUAGGACUCAUAGCACACUUCCUAAUGCAACUAAAAUCCUUGCUGCAAGAAAUCUGGAGAACUUCAGUCGGCUGGGAUGACCCCAUCGAUGAGUCGUUGUUUCAAAAGUGGUUGUCAUGGCUGACAGUGUUGCCGCAGGUAUCGUCUAUCGAAAUACCUCGAUGCUACCGAACACUCACAUCCGCGACGGACGGAACGGUGGUACAACUGCACACGUUCGUCGACGCAAGCGAGAACGGUUUCGCAGCUGCAGUGUAUUUGCGUUUUCAGGAAAGAGAAACCAUCGAAUGCAGACUGGCCGGAGCAAAGACGAGAGUCGCGCCGUUAAAGUUUCUCUCCAUUCCGAAGUCCGAACUGCAAGCCGCUGUGAUAGGCGUGAGAUCAGCGGGAACCAUUGCCAAAUCGCUAUCCGUCAAAAUCAAUCAACGUUUCUUCUGGACUGACUCCAGAGAUGUCCUCUGCUGGCUCAACUCGGAUCACCGUCGGUAUAGCCAAUUCGUGGCCUUCCGUGUUAGCGAGAUCCUGGAAACGACGAACGUCAACGAAUGGCAGUGGGUGCCAACGAAGCUGAACGUGGCAGACGAGGGAACCAAAUGGACACGAGCUCCAGAUAUGACAGCCUCUAGAAGCAUGGCCUGUUUCCCCGCACUCAUUUGGAUCGACUAA